Messenger RNA from Rhizopus microsporus ATCC 52813, 648 nucleotides. Its product is annotated as GTP-binding protein ypt3. The record is from RefSeq and is a predicted model, not a curated record. NCBI's taxonomy places the organism in Eukaryota, Fungi, Mucoromycota, Mucoromycetes, Mucorales, Rhizopodaceae. Gene Ontology annotation, molecular function: GTPase activity; GTP binding. The coding region runs from base 1 to 648 and encodes 215 amino acids. The transcript is spliced from 2 exons. Gene Ontology annotation, cellular component: endosome.
AUGACAGAAGAAAGCUCUUAUGAUUACUUGUUCAAAGUAGUCGUCAUUGGUGAUUCUGGUGUAGGAAAAACAAAUCUACUGAGUCGAUUUAUUCACAACACAUUUGAUUUCGCAAGCAAGAGCACGAUUGGAUUGGAUUUGAGCAUGAAGAAUAUAAUCAUUAAAGAUAAAAGGGUUCGAGUGCAGAUAUGGGAUACGGCAGGCCAAGAAAGAUACCGAAGUAUCACUAAACGAUACUAUAGGGGUGCUGUAGGUGCAUUACUUGUGUAUGAUAUUACAAAGAGAGAAUCAUUUAUGAGUAUACCAAGAUGGCUAAGCGAGAUCAAAUCGAACGAAGCACACUCAGAGAGCAUCUUCAUGCUGGUGGGCAACAAGUCAGAUUUAGAAAAAGACCGACAAGUGACAGUAGAGGAAGCAUUAGAGUAUGCAAAAGUAAAUGAUCUGGUGUUUAUGGAAACAAGUGCUCUACAGAGCAUCAAUGUCGAAAAUGCAUUUGAUUCACUUAUCCAUACAAUAUUUGACAAGUUAUCGAGUAAAUUGACCACGAUGGAUGAUAAAAAGACAGAGUUUCUGAGAGGCCAGACUGUUCAAUUAAACAAUACCGCUCAUCAUAAUAAGCGUUAUAGUAAUAAUUCAUGUGCGUGCUAA